AUGACGAGCUUCAGCUUCUGAGACAAGAGAAUAGGUCCCUCAAAGAAGAUGUCAACAUGCUAAAAUGUAUUGUGAUAAAUCUGGAGAGAACAGUAAUAAAAAAUCAAAAUGAUAUAAUCGAUCUCAAAUCGAGAUCUAUGAAACAAAAUAUUUUGAUACAUAAUCUUCCUGAAGAAGAUGACGAGGAUCUAUUCGUUAAAAUCCCAGAACUUAUCAAGACGCAUUUUAAAGUAGAAACAUCUUUUGCGAAUAUUCACAGAAACGGUCCAAAAAUACAAGGAAAGGCAAGAACCAUCUCGGGGAGACUCAACAAAUUCACGGAUAAGGACUUAAUCUUACAGGCUCAGAGGGAAAUUAAAAAUCAACGUGCAGAACAAGCAGAUGAAAAUAACCAGAAUUCUUCCGAGCAACAGAAUUCAACUUUCUUCAUUACCCCACAAACUCCAAUCGAAAUAUCAGAAAAUAGGAAAAAAACUACUGGAGUUGAACAGUAAAUACUGGAAAGCUAACGUCAAGACACGCAUCAUCGGAGAGACACUUGUAUUUCCAAACGGAAACGUACAUAGAGACAAAGUACAAAAACCAAAAGCUGAACAAAUCCUUGGAAUGGAUCAAUCAGAAAGAGAAGCGCUGAAGAAGAUCAAAGUGACAGAAUUGGAAACUAAUGAAGGGGGAAACAUCUUCCGGGGAAUUGGGGGGACAACGGAAUGCUACAACCACGUGCGCGACAUGUACAAGAAAACAUUGUGUGAUCAAUCCCAUGCCAAAGCUGACCACAACAUACUCGUAUACAGAUUUCAAGAUUCAAACGGACAGAUUCAUGAGGGAUAUAACGAUGAUGGCGAGUUUGGCGCAGGACGUAGAUUAGUGAAGGCGAUGCAGAACUUACAAAUCAAAAAUAUGACAGUUGUUAUCUCGCGAUUUCAAGCGAAGCACAUCGGUGGUCGCCGAUUUGAAAUCUUGGAAAAUCUGCUGACUGACGUAGUUCUCCGACACACUAGUUAG
Molecule: messenger RNA, 1005 nt
Organism: Saccostrea cuccullata (small rock oyster)
Lineage: Eukaryota; Metazoa; Mollusca; Bivalvia; Ostreida; Ostreidae
Product: protein IMPACT homolog
Exons: 1
Coding region: 382-1005 (207 amino acids)
Biological process (GO): regulation of translational initiation
Cellular component (GO): cytoplasm
Source: RefSeq, a predicted model, not a curated record